AUGGAACGAGUUGAUCCUGAAAAUUGUGAGAAAAAGGUCGAAGUCAUGCUAAGAUCAAUUCAUCCCAAUUUAAAUCCUCCUGAGCAAGAAGGCCCACAAUACAGUAUGUUUUACUUAGACAUGCUUACUUAUGUCGAAGAUUUCAACGUCAGAGUUAAAGCUAAAAUACUUGCUAGAAGCAAUUUUUUCAAAGAAAUAUUGAUAAAAGAUAAAAAUAUUUUACAAAGAAAUAAAGCGAUAGAAGUAAAGAUUAUCUAGAUAAAACUGACGUCAAGAAAAAACCAAGUAAGCAUUGAGUCUACUUUAACCUGCCUGGAUUAUUUAGACCAUCAGAACUUCAAUCUUUUCGACAUCCAGCCUAAAACGAUGCUUUCUUUAGUCGUUACAGCAAGCUUUAUUAAAGUUCAACAACUUGAAGAUCAGAUAGUUGAAUAUAUAUCAAAAUAUCUCAAUCCUUCCAAUCUUGUCGAAGUAAUAUCAAUUGCCUCUCAAAUAAAAAAUGAAAUUUUGCUUGAAAAAUGCUAUAUUUAUACUCGAAUUUUAUUACUUGCUAGAUUUGGAGAAAUGUCUCUGCCAAAAGCUUUCAAAGACGACAAAAAUUUAACAUAUGAGUCUCCUUUUUUAAUCUAUACCAAAGAUGGAAAGAAUCAAAAAGUAUCGCUUGAAAUUUUUUCUUAUAAAGCUCAGGAAAGUCUAAGCAAUAGGCAUGUUUUUCAUACUGUUCAAAAUAUGUACAAUCUGAUGAGGAUCGAAAGAACUCGCUCAGAAGAGGGCUUCACAGGUAGUGAUUAUCCACACACAUUUAGACUAGUUAGAGAACACGAUAAUGCAUUAAUGCUUUACGCUGACUCCCCCCCUUUAAACUGGAACAAAAUAUAGGUAAAAUUUCCACUUUUUAGGUAAAUUAACCCCCUUUAAAAAUUGGAACAAAAUUUAAUUUUAUAAUAAAAAAUUUUAUAUAUAAAAAUCAGGUAUAAAUAACAUCUUAUUUAAACAAAAUUAGCAUUUUGAUCGAUAAAUUUUCUAAAAUUGUUUUUUUUUAUCAAUAAAAAUAAUAAUUUUUGUGUAAAUAGUUUUAAUACCAAUUAAUAGUGGCGUAUUAACUAAUAAUGAAAAUUUAGUUAUAUCAUGCUUUGUUUUAAAGGAUAAAGAGUAAAUAGCAUUUUAUUAAACAAAUUUAUUAAUAUAGUUCGAUAAAUUUUUGAAAUUUUUAUAAAAAAAUUUCUUAAACCCCCUUUAAAUUGGAACAAAAUUUUUUGUUCCAAUUUAAAGGGGGGGAGCGAGCGAGAGGCAUAGCGACUCAGGAGAUAUCAUAAUCUGCAAAUCACCAUCUGAGCAAUUCAGCGACGAAUAUAUUGGAAUUAUGGUAAACAAUUUUUGAGGAAACGAUUUCACACUCUUUGACCAUGGAGUCAAAGAUAAAAUUGCCAAUAGAUUUCCUCAAGGAUUCAUCAAACUGCGAGAAGAAAAAUUAAAAGUCAAAUACGAAUCAAAUAUAUUGGGAGAUACACCAAGAAGUUUAGAAGUCAAACUAUGAGAUGAAGAAAACAAAGAAGAAGUGACACUAAAUAAUGUGCCUCCAAGAUGGAAUGAAAGAGCUGAAUGCUACACACUUAAUUUUUAUGGAAGAGUCUCAAGGGCUAGUGCUAAAAAUUUUCAGCUCGUUAUGCCAGACGACCCAGACACAAUUUAUUUUAUGUUUGGGAAAAUUUCCACAGAAAAUUUCCAUUUGGAUUAUCGAUCCCCUCUUUCGAUGUUCCAGGCUUUUGCAAUUGGCCUUGCUAGCUUGUCAAGAAAAAGAAUUGUAGCUUAA
Molecule: messenger RNA, 1813 nt
Organism: Blepharisma stoltei
Lineage: Eukaryota; Ciliophora; Heterotrichea; Heterotrichida; Blepharismidae
Source: the annotation of a GenBank genome assembly